Molecule: messenger RNA, 2382 nt
Organism: Erythranthe guttata (spotted monkey flower)
Lineage: Eukaryota; Viridiplantae; Streptophyta; Magnoliopsida; Lamiales; Phrymaceae
Product: beta-1,3-galactosyltransferase 7
Cellular component (GO): Golgi membrane
Molecular function (GO): beta-1,3-galactosyltransferase activity
Source: RefSeq, a predicted model, not a curated record
CUGAAAUCGAACAUGUUGAGACAUUAUUAAAGUUCAACUAUUUAAUAACUCACAUUAAUUUAUUCUAUAACAAAUAAAAUUAUUUACAUGGCACGAGAAGAAGACCACUUGCAUCCCAUUACUAGCAAUAAUUUGAUUGUAUCUCUUAGUCUAACUCCAUUGGUUAACAUAAUACAACGAAUCACAAAACCAUUGAAGCAAUAAACUAGAAAAAAUACCAAUAAUAAAAUAUUCGAAUUUCAUUGCAAAAAAGUUCCAUUUAAACCCAUAAUUUAAAAAAAAAAUUGUUUCCAGGUAAAAAGAUAAUAAUAACAAUAUCAAGACGUGUCUAAUUGGUUGACAUUGCAAUAAUUAAUACACAAGUUAUUAAUAAAAUAAAACUAUAAUUAAGGCUUCUUUAAUUACAGUUUAUCUUAAGUCAUUGACAAUUCCACCUAAUUUAUUACCAAUCCCCUUUGCCUUAACCUCUAUAGCCCAAAGAAACACUGACACGCACCUAAAUAUUUGCCAAACAUGCGAAAAUUUUAGUCCAACUGUCCAAAUUUCAAAGUCUAAACCCGGGCGAUAAUUCUUCGAAAUAAAAUAUUGAUUAUCUGAAAUUAUUCGGAAAAUUCCAUCGACAUUCUCCAUUUUCCAGCUCCAUCGUCGCUCUCGUGUCACGUCUUUCCCACAACUCAGUCAAUCAAUAUAUAUCCCCGAUUUCGAUCGUCUUCUUUUUUAAGUUUGCUUAAUUUCUGGGUUUUUUUUUCCCCAUUUCAUUUUUUGAAGAAAAUAAUGAAGAGUAAAAGUGGUGGGAAGGUGUCUGCAAAAUGGAUUCCUGUUUUCUCCAUUUGCUUCUUCUUCUUGGGCAUGUUUUUCACCAACAAAUUCUGGGCUCCAUUGGAAUCUAACAGUCAGCUCAUAACCAAGCAAAGGCUGGACCAAGAACUGCAGAUCGUCUCCGAGGAUUGCAAUAAUAAGAAGAAGAAAGAAGGGGAUAUGGACAACAAGGAUGCAAUGAAGGAGGUGUACAAAACCCAUGAGGCAAUCCAGUCAUUGGACAAGUCAAUUUCAAUGCUGCAAAUGGAGUUAUCUGUGUCAAGAAGUGUUCAGGAGAAAGUAAAAACCGAUGGGUCGCCGGCAAUUUCCGAUCAAAGCUCUCAAAGGAAGAAGGUAUUUAUGGUGAUUGGUAUAAAUACAGCUUUCAGCAGUCGGAAGAGGCGUGAUUCUGUCCGAGAAACUUGGAUGCCUCAAGGCGAUCAACUUCGCAAGUUGGAGCAUGAGAAGGGGAUUGUUGUUAGAUUUAUGAUUGGACAUAGUGCAACAUCAAACAGCAUAUUGGAUAGAGCCCUCGACUCGGAAGAAGCUCAGCAUAACGACUUUCUCAGGCUGGAGCACGUUGAAGGAUAUCAUGAACUAUCUGCAAAAACGAAGAUUUUCUUUGCCACUGCUGUUGCAAAAUGGGAUGCUGAUUUCUAUGUCAAAGUUGAUGACGAUGUUCAUGUUAAUUUGGGUACGUUAGCUGCAACUCUCGCACGUCACCGACCAAAACCCAGAGUUUACAUUGGCUGCAUGAAAUCUGGGCCAGUUCUUUCUCAAAAGAAUGUGAAGUACCACGAACCAGAGUACUGGAAAUUCGGAGAAGACGGAAACAAAUAUUUCCGCCAUGCAACUGGCCAGAUUUACGCUCUAUCUAAGGAUUUAGCCACCUACAUCUCCAUUAACCAGCACAUACUGCACAAGUAUGCAAAUGAAGACGUGUCACUUGGAGCUUGGUUUAUCGGUCUUGAAGUUGAGCACAUAGACGAGCGAAAUAUGUGCUGUGGUACUCCACCAGAUUGCGAAUGGAAGUCGCAAGCGGGGAAUGUAUGUAUAGCCUCGUUCGAUUGGAGCUGCAGCGGAAUAUGUAAAUCAGUGGAGAAGAUGAAAUUUGUACAUGAACAGUGUGGUGAAGGAGAAGAGGCUUUGUGGAAUGCUUUAUUGUAAUAUUCUUUGCACAUACAUUCAAAAAGAAAUGAAAACAUUCAGUCUAGCAAAGUUAACACCAAGUGAUUAUUAUAUCAAAAAGUUGGUGAUUAUGAAAAGGCAAAAAGCUAAUAAUUAUUUCAGAUGAUUUUCUGUAAAAAAAAAAAAGAGGGCAGUGAGUUUUGAGGUUUAUUUCUAUGCUACACCGGGUGAUUUUUUACCGUUGAUCUACACACACCAAUGUGGGUGUGUGUGUGUGUUUGUGUUUAUGUAUAUGAAUGAUAAAGAUCUACCCGGUGUAUUUUAUCCGGUGUAGCAUAGAAUAGACUGAGUUUUGAGUUGAGUAGAUGUUACUUAAUAGACUCGAUAAUUUACGUGUAAAACAUUGUCCUGUGAUUUGAUACUGAGUUUUCUAUAGAGCUAAUAUUUUGCUUCUAA